UGGGCACUCAGGUGUGAACGAGACAACACCAAUGUGAGAAACAAAAAUGUGCGCUACAUGUUAAUUGUGUUUUCGUGUAUUGAAUAAUUUUUUCAGUCCAAUUGUGUUUGUAUCCAAAGGAAAAAAAACCAACGAAUAAUAAUACAAGCGAAAUGACUACUUCCGAAUUACAAAACUUGACUUGGGUCAAAGGGCAGCCCGUACGAGCAAGAUUAUUGGAUGCUCAACUUUGGUCCGAAUUUUUAGCCAUCAAUAAUGAAAUGAUCGUCACAAAAACUGGAAGGAGAAUGUUUCCGGUGAUUAAGACGCAAGUGACAGGAUUGAGCCCGGGGGACAUGUACACCGUGUUCCUGGAGUUUGUGCAAGUGGUCGGGCAACGGUGGAAGUACAUAAACAGCGAGUGGUCGCCGACCACCACGUCGGACCCGGCCACGAAAAAUCCGUUCUACAAGCACCCGGAGUCGCCGAACUUCGGCAAACACUGGAUGGAACAGCCGAUAUCGUUCGCCAAAAUCAAACUCACCAACAGACCGGACAACGUUGGACAGACUCACUUGAAUUCGUUGCACCAAUACGAAACGAAACUUCACAUAGUCAAAGUCGGCGAUCCGGAGGACGUUCAAAUUUUCCCGAUGCCACAGACCAGGUUCAUGGCAGUCACAGCUUAUCAAAACGAAGAGGUGACUAAACUGAAAAUCAAAUAUAAUCCAUUUGCCAAGGCGUUCAAAGACACUAAAGUCAAGACCGAGGAAAAUGAAAAAAGAGAACACCAAGAAGUUUAUCAGGUGGCUCCACUUGGAUAUGAUAAUUCAACGAAUUUCAAUGAAAACUAUUAUAUGGCCACGGAUGAUUGGUUAUCUCAGUAUGGAGGACAAAGAGAAAUGAUGACCAGAUGUCAAUGCACAGCUUGUUAUUUUGCUAAGCCUCAAGUUAGUCAUAAGAAAUGUGUACCCAUUUACAACGGUGGUCAAGACAAUGAUCAUAUUAUGUAUCAGCCAACAUCGUACAGUUGGACACAGUUAGGAGGAUGACAUGCUAAUUACAAUAUUUCUAUUUCGACAUGUUUACCAUAAAGGUUUAUUUUUAUUUGAUUUGGGUUAUAUUUUGUAUGAAUUAAAUUAUUAUCAUUGUUUUAGUUUCUAAGU
This is a messenger RNA of Sipha flava (yellow sugarcane aphid), 1145 nucleotides long. RefSeq names its product brachyury protein homolog A-like. The coding region runs from base 153 to 1031 and encodes 292 amino acids. The transcript is spliced from 5 exons. Gene Ontology annotation, biological process: mesoderm formation; positive regulation of DNA-templated transcription; heart morphogenesis. Gene Ontology annotation, cellular component: nucleus. Lineage: Eukaryota; Metazoa; Arthropoda; Insecta; Hemiptera; Aphididae. Gene Ontology annotation, molecular function: DNA-binding transcription factor activity, RNA polymerase II-specific; RNA polymerase II cis-regulatory region sequence-specific DNA binding. The record is from RefSeq and is a predicted model, not a curated record.